Molecule: messenger RNA, 1522 nt
Organism: Hibiscus syriacus
Lineage: Eukaryota; Viridiplantae; Streptophyta; Magnoliopsida; Malvales; Malvaceae
Product: arogenate dehydratase/prephenate dehydratase 2, chloroplastic-like
Exons: 14
Coding region: 60-1238 (392 amino acids)
Biological process (GO): L-phenylalanine biosynthetic process
Cellular component (GO): chloroplast; cytoplasm
Molecular function (GO): arogenate dehydratase activity; prephenate dehydratase activity
Source: RefSeq, a predicted model, not a curated record
UCAUCAUCUUUUUUAAUUACCCACCGCCAUUGUUGUCGGGAUCCGAAGCUGACAUAUUAAUGGCUACGGCCACUUCAAUCAUACGGUCCCCGGCGGUCCUACUCUCUGGAAAAGGGACAGUAUACGAUCAGAAAACUUCGUCUCCCUUUCAAAUUCCCCAGUUUUCCUUGAAACGCCGUCGUUUCACCUCUCUUUUCGCCUCCCUCCACGACGGCAACAACAUCAACGACGGAAGUAAUAAGAUCGCGAAGGCUGUUGGAUUGGAGAAGCUUUUCGUGGAUUCCCCGUACGACGUUGUUUCAAAAGACUCCCCUUCGCAUCCCAGACCUCUUACUUCAGCCCAAUUAUCUAAUACAAUCUCUGAUGGCCCUCGUCUUCGCGUUGCAUAUCAGGAGUUUCGCGGUGCCUACAGCGAGGCAGCUGCUGAGAAGGCCUAUCCGAAUUGUGAACCUGUUCCCUGUGAUCAAUUUGAUGUUGCUUUUGAAGCUGUUGAAAAGUGGUUAGUGGAUAGAGCAGUAUUACCGAUCGAGAAUUCCUUAGGUGGUAGUAUUCAUCGGAAUUAUGACCUCUUGCUUCGCCAUAGCUUGCACAUUGUUGGGGAAGUUAAGCUUGCAGUCCGUCAUUGCUUACUGGCCAAUCAUGGUGUUAGAGUUGAGGACUUGAAAAGGGUUCUUAGUCAUCCUCAGGCUCUAGCUCAGUGUGAGUACACGUUAACGAAAAUAGGGUUGAGUAGGGAAGCGGUUGAUGAUACAGCCCUUGCAGCAAAGCAUGUGGCUUUUGAGAAACUAAAAGAUACGGGAGCUGUUGCAAGUUCUAAGGCUGCAAAGAUAUAUGGACUGAACAUUCUUGCCGAAGACAUUCAGGAUGAUUGUGAUAAUGUUACUCGAUUUCUCAUGCUGGCUAGGGAUCCCAUUAUUCCUGGUGUGGAGAAGCCAUUCAAGACUAGCAUAGUUUUCUCACUAGAGGAGGGUCCUGGUGUUCUUUUCAAGGCACUUGCUGUUUUUGCUCUUAGGCAGAUCAACCUUACAAAGAUUGAAAGCCGUCCCUUGAGGAACCAGCCUUUGAGAGCAUCUGAUGAUGGCAACAAUGGUUCAAAAUAUUUUGACUACCUUUUCUAUGUGGACUUCGAAGCAUCCAUGGCUGAAGAGAGAGCACAGAAUGCCCUUAGACAUCUAAUGGAAUUUGCAACUUUCUUGCGAGUUCUAGGGAGCUAUCCAGUGGAUACUACCAUGCUAUGAAUGUGUUGUGAAUCAUGAAUUGUAUCAAUGAAUUGCAGAUUUGUCACUUAUUACGUAAGGUGGAUUUUUUUAUAAUGAGAGAGACGUCGAUAGAUGGCCAAGCCGACCAGAAAGCCACUGCAUUGCAUGAACUAGUGCUGACAAAUACCUCGCUAUAUGGCAUUAUGUACUUAACGUAAGCUCCUUUCAACAUUUAAGAUUUUUUUAAAUUUUGGUAAGAGACUAUUUACUCUUGUUUUCAUAUAGAUUUAGACAAUUGUGAACAUGAUAACAAAAUAGGAUAU